CAUACUGAAACCCAGAGCCAGCCUCAGAUCCUCCAGAGCUGGGGGGAGAGAGCAUAGAGUCUCGCUGCAAUGAGGGGGUGCACCAGCCGCUGGAUCCUACCCCUGCUGCUUUUAGGUUUCCUACAGCCUCACCCUGGGACUGGAGACCUGCAGGCUUCCUGCAACAGCUCGACAGACGGCACUAUCUAUGAUUAUGGCGCCCUCACGCUGGAUGGGAGUCGAUACGUCUCGUUCAAAGAGUAUGCAGGGAAGAACGUCCUCUUUGUCAAUGUGGCAACCUACUGAGGACUCACCCUGCAGUACCUGGAACUGAAUGCACUACACGAGGAGCUGAGACCCUAUGGUUUCGUCAUCCUGGGGUUCCCCUCACACCAGUUUGGGUUGCAGGAGCCUGGGGAUAAGAAUGAAAUUCUGCCCACUCUGAAGUACGUCCGUCCAGGGGGUGGAUUUGUUCCAAAUUUCCAGCUUUUUCAAAAGGGGUAUAUAAACGGGCAGCAUGAACAGAAAGUCUACACCUUCCUGAAGAACAGCUGUCCUCCGGUUGGCGACAGCUUUGGUAAUCCAACGAACCGGCUGUUCUGGGAGCCGCUGAGGGUGAACGAUGUCAAGUGGAACUUCGAGAAGUUUCUGGUGGGUCCGGACGGAAAGCCGGUGAAGCGCUGGUACCCCCGAGUGAACGUGUCUGCUGUGAGGAAGGACAUCCUUGAGUACCUGCGCAGUCAGGCCUCACAGAGGAGGCAAAGGCCACAGCUGCCUGUACUGGAACCCUGGAUCAAAUAAGCUUCAAACAAACACACUAAACACAAUGGCACACUUUCCUUUUAAACCGUUCGUGCUUCUUUAUUUUUGACCCUGAAUAGAAUCCAUUCCCCACUAGCGAAAGGCAAAAUUGAAGUAUAAAAAAAAAUAAAAAUAAAAAUAAAGUAAAAUGCCUCAGAUCUUAUGGGUAUGGGUAAAUGAUUAUACACAAUUUAUCAGAUCACUGUUCCUAUAACCCACUCUCAUUAAAACAGGUUAUAUGAUUUCAGUAUUGAAAUGAGAGGCAUGCCUGCUUACAGGUUUUUAGAAAGGGAGUACCAAAUCUAGAACAGAGAAGUACUUUGCAGAGGCAGAGUACAAGCAGAAAGGAGAGCAAUAUGAACAAACUUUAGAUGCAAAGCAAGAGGGUUGAAAAUAAUAAGAGUGGGCUGUAUUCACAAAGACCAGGCAGUGCAAUGGAAUCCUACUCUGUUAUACUUUAACUAUAUAGAGACAAAGAAAUUAAAAAAUAUUAAUAUAUAUAUAUAUUUUUUUGUUGUUGCUUACUGGCUUAUGUAUUGCUGGAGGCCUCAGCUAGGGGGUGCUGUGUGAAAGGGUGCGUGUCAGUGAAGGUAAGGCCCGAAAGCAGUGACCCUGUGGGGCCUGUCCCGAGACUCUGGGGGGUCAGGAGAGUUCUUUAGUGCAUUCAGGCUCUCCUAGUAUUCCCACAGAGCCACGCAACCUUUCCUAGAAGCUGCACCUCUAAAGCUGUGGCAGUACGGUUUUUAUUAAGGCCCACUUUAAUAAAGCAUUAGAGUUGGA
Molecule: messenger RNA, 1560 nt
Organism: Acipenser ruthenus (sterlet)
Lineage: Eukaryota; Metazoa; Chordata; Actinopteri; Acipenseriformes; Acipenseridae
Product: glutathione peroxidase 3-like
Exons: 5
Biological process (GO): response to oxidative stress
Molecular function (GO): glutathione peroxidase activity
Source: RefSeq, a predicted model, not a curated record